CAGUAGUGUGACAUCACAGUGAAGCUCCCGUCGAAGAAGAAAAAAAAAAGCGGAAGCUGGAAGGUGAAGAGCUCAGAUUUAGCGAGGAUUCCAGUGUGUUAUUAGUUUACUUGCUGAAAAUGAAAAUGUUGAGAGAGUUGGUGAGGAAGAGACUAAUGGCGGCAGCCGAUGAAAUAUUCCAGCUGUUUGAGAGAACGAUAGCGUCUUACGAGGAGGAACUCUCUCGAGCAAGAGAGGCGCAGGAGCGACACCGCAAACACGUUAAUAUGCUGCGUGUUGAUGACAUCCAGCAGCUGAUUAGUCAUCAAGAAGAGCGUCCCCCUCGGCCGCAAAAUGGGGGCUCUACUUUGGAGCAGGAGGAUCCGCAGCCCCCCUAUGUUAAAGAGGAAGGGGAAGAACUUUGGAUCACUCAGGAGGGAGAUGGUCUUCUCGGGUCGCAUGUGGCAGAUCUCACCAAGCUGCCGCUGACUGUUGUCUGUGUGAAGAUUGAAGACCAUGAAGAGAAAUCAGCUGAGUCGUCACAACCGGGUGAGGAGAGCAGAGGGGCGGUGCCUCCACGAAACAGCUCACUGCAACACAUGACAACAGAAGCUUACAAAGAUCGGUGUGGCGCGUCGCGGUUCACGCCAAAAUCAGAUAGUGACGACACAGCAUCAUUGUCAGACAGGGACAAUACCCAAGAGUCUUUGAGCAGCAAUACAGACUGUGAGGGUGAUAUGAGGACUCACAGCAACAAAUACUCUAAGAAAAAGACAUGUAAAAAAACUUUUACCUGCUCAGUUUGCGGGAAAAGCUUUUCUGAUAAAAGGGAUUUUGCUCGACACACGAGAACGCACACUGGGGAAAAACCUUUCUGUUGUUCAGUUUGUGGGCAGAGGUUCUCGGAGAAAUCAAACAUGGGUAAACACAUGAGAACCCACACAGGGGAGAAACCUUUUAGUUGUUCCAUUUGCGGGCAGAGAUUCGCGGAGAAGUCAAACAUUGUACCACACAUGAGAAGGCACACUGGAGAAAGACCGUUCACUUGCUCAGAAUGUGGCCAGAGGUUCUCGGAGAAGUCAAACAUGGUCAAGCACAUGAGAAGACACACGGGAGAAACGCCAUACUCCUGCUCAAUUUGCGGGAAAAAAUUUAGUCAGCAAAACGGUUUGACAGCACACAUGCGCACGCACACGGGGGAAAAACCGUUUUGUUGUUCAGUGUGCGGCGAAAGAUUCUCUCAAAAGUCAAACAUGGAGUCACACAAGAGAACGCACACGGGAGAAAGACCGUAUUCUUGCUGGUUUUGUCCGAAAACCUUCGCUCAGCAUAGCAAUUUGAUGGUUCACACGCAAAUACACAGCAGAAAAUAAAAGGUUUUCUACAUAGUUUUUGUCAAGCGUGAUUUCACUUGCAAAGAGUCACCUUGAAUGUGAUAAUCUGUAUGAUAGCUUAUUCCCACUUUGGACUAUACAGUUGUACGUCAAUGAUCGUAAAAUUGUGUCAAAUGUCUAUACUAGUGUAACAAAACUCAACUGCACGCAUUCUUUAAAAUAAA
This is a messenger RNA of Entelurus aequoreus (snake pipefish), 1537 nucleotides long. Its product is annotated as zinc finger protein OZF-like. Gene Ontology annotation, biological process: regulation of transcription by RNA polymerase II. NCBI's taxonomy places the organism in Eukaryota, Metazoa, Chordata, Actinopteri, Syngnathiformes, Syngnathidae. The record is from RefSeq and is a predicted model, not a curated record. Gene Ontology annotation, cellular component: nucleus. The transcript is spliced from 2 exons. Gene Ontology annotation, molecular function: DNA-binding transcription factor activity, RNA polymerase II-specific; RNA polymerase II cis-regulatory region sequence-specific DNA binding. Bases 120 to 1352 code for a protein of 410 amino acids.